Molecule: messenger RNA, 1122 nt
Organism: Trifolium pratense (red clover)
Lineage: Eukaryota; Viridiplantae; Streptophyta; Magnoliopsida; Fabales; Fabaceae
Exons: 1
Coding region: 1-1122 (373 amino acids)
Source: RefSeq, a predicted model, not a curated record
AUGAAUUUUGUGGAAGAAUCCAUCAAUCAGAGCAUCAUUUACCUUGAGAACGCCAUUGAUGUUUGGAACGAGUUGAAAGAACGGUUUUCACAUGGCGAUUUCAUUCGAAUCUCUGAAUUACAGAUCGAGAUUCAUGCUCUCAAACAAGGUAACCGAUCCGUUUCCGAAUUCUUUACUGCUCUCAAAAUCCUUUGGGAAGAAUUAGAAGCUUAUCUUUCCACACCUAUAUGCAAUUGUCCAAGAAAAUGCGUUUGUGCUACUGGAAUUAGUAAUGUAAAAACUCAACACGAUUUGCUUCGAAAAAUUCGUUUUCUUACUGGCUUGAAUGACAAUUUUGAUAUGGUUAGAUCACAGAUUUUACUCAUGGAUCCUUUACCCCCAAUUAAUAAAGUGUUUUCUUCGAUCCUUCAACAUGAGAGGCAAUUUGUUCCUCACAAUGCUGGUUUAGAUGUUGAAGAUUCCAAAGUUUUGGUAAAUGCUUCUGAUAAUAGAAGAUCCCAAGGCAGAGGAAAGGGUGGAUUCAAUGGUCAAUCUGGACCAUUCAAGAAGAAAUAUUGUACUUAUUGUGGUAAAGACAACCAUGUGAUUGAAAAUUGCUUCAAGAAGCAUGGAUUUCCCCCUAAUUUUGGAAGAAAUAAUGCUUCAGCAAAUCAUUUUGGUACAGAUGAUUCGAUGGACAAUGAUGAUAUUAAGAGUCUCAAAGCAAGUGAGCCAUUCACUUUUACAAAAUCUCAAUAUGAGCAUCUUGUGAAUUUACUUCAGUCACAUGAUGGUUCUUCUACUCAAGUAAAUGAUGCUUCCACUUCAAAUUCGGUUAAUACAUUUGGGCAUCCGAAGUCAGGUAUACCCAAUUUAGCUUAUUCAUGUCAUAAUUCCAUUCACACAACAUGGAUUAUUGAUUCAGGAGCUAGUGACCAUAUUUGCUCCACUUUAGCACUAUUUGAUGAUAUUGAUCAUCAUCAUGACAUUGUCCCGAUUCAAGUGAAAAUGCCAAAUGGCACUAUUGCAUUUGCCAAGAAAGCUGGUAGUGUAACUUUAGGACUCGAUUUUACCAUUGAUGAUGUCCUUCUGGUUCCAGACUUUUCACUUAAUUUGCUAUAUGUGUUGGAAAUCGUUUCAUAA